AUGGAGACCAAUUCCUCUCUCUCCAUGAACGUGUCUGCAAGGACCUCAACUGUACCUGCUGGCUAUCUGGUCCUGGAUAUCUUCUCUUAUUUGGUAUUUGCUGUCACCUUUGUCUUUGGGGUCUUGGGCAACGGGCUUGUGAUAUGGGUGGCUGGAUUCCGAAUGACACGCACGGUCACCACCAUCUGUUACCUGAACCUGGCAGUGGCCGAUUUCUCCUUCACCUCCACUUUGCCAUUUUUCAUCACCUCAAAGGCCAUGGGAGACCACUGGCCUUUUGGCUGGUUUCUGUGCAAGUUCAUUUUUACCGUGAUAGACAUCAACCUCUUUGGAAGUGUCUUCCUGAUCGCCCUCAUCGCUCUGGACCGCUGUAUCUGUGUCCUGCACCCAGUCUGGGCCCAGAACCAUCGCACCAUUAGUCUGGCCAGGAAAGUGAUCCUCGUGCCCUGGAUCCUUGCUCUACUCCUCACGUUGCCCGUUAUCAUUCGUGUGACAACAUUGACGGAUACCAAGGGGACUGGGAAGACAAGCUGCAUAUUUGACUUUUCACCCUGGACCCAGGACCCCAGUGAGAAGAAGAGGGUAGCCAUUGACAUGUAUACGGUGCGAGGGAUCAUCCGGUUCAUUAUUGGCUUCAGCACACCCAUGUCCAUCGUUGCUGUCUGCUACGGGCUUAUUGCCACCAAGAUCCACAGACAAGGCCUGAUUAAGUCCAGUCGUCCCUUACGGGUUCUCACUUUUGUGGUGGCUGCCUUUCUUCUCUGCUGGUCCCCAUAUCAGAUUGUGGCCCUCAUAGCCACCAUCAGAAUCCGUGAAGUGUUGCUUGGUGUGAGCAAAGAAAUUAGAAUCCUGUUGAAUGUGACAAGUGCCCUGGCCUUCUUCAACAGCUGCCUCAACCCAAUGCUGUAUGUUUUCAUGGGCCAGGACUUCCGGGAGAGACUGAUCCACUCCCUGCCUGCCAGCCUGGAGAGAGCCCUGACCGAGGACUCGGCCCCAACCAGUGACACAGCUAACAAUUCUUCACCUCCUGCAGGGGCUGAGUGA
Messenger RNA from Carlito syrichta (Philippine tarsier), 1044 nucleotides. It is a transcript of the gene FPR1, whose product is annotated as formyl peptide receptor 1. NCBI's taxonomy places the organism in Eukaryota, Metazoa, Chordata, Mammalia, Primates, Tarsiidae. Gene Ontology annotation, cellular component: plasma membrane. The transcript has a single exon. Gene Ontology annotation, molecular function: complement receptor activity; N-formyl peptide receptor activity. Gene Ontology annotation, biological process: phospholipase C-activating G protein-coupled receptor signaling pathway; positive regulation of cytosolic calcium ion concentration; inflammatory response. Bases 1 to 1044 code for a protein of 347 amino acids. The record is from RefSeq and is a predicted model, not a curated record.